Molecule: messenger RNA, 747 nt
Organism: Mesorhabditis belari
Lineage: Eukaryota; Metazoa; Nematoda; Chromadorea; Rhabditida; Rhabditidae
Source: the annotation of a GenBank genome assembly
AUGAAGACAAUCCUUCUCGUGCUAGCCUUGAUCCAAGUCACGGUGGCUCUGGAGUGUGUCGAUGCUUUGAAAGAUAGUCCUCAGCUUGAUGGUUCCGAGCGAUCGUCCACCUGCCUAUGUGGCGACUACUGCGUAUCGUAUUACUACCAACCAGAGAACCUAUACGUAUGGACUUGCGGCUGUUUGAUUCCCGGGUCUGAAGCGUCGGUGAACUUAUGCAAGCACGAGGGCUUCAACAAAAUGAAGACAAUCCUUCUCGUGCUAGCCUUGAUCCAAGUCACGGUGGCUCUGCGGUGUGUCGACGCUUUGAAAGAUAGUCCUCAGCUUGAUGGUUCCGAGCGAUCGAAGACCUGCCUAUGUGGCGACUACUGCGUAUCGUAUUACUACCAAUCAGAGAACAAAUACGCCUGGGAUUGCGGCUGUUUGAUGAUCGACUUUGCAGAGUCGUUGAACCUUUGCGGGCACGAGGGCAUCAACAUCUUUGGGGACGUCCGACCUCACUGCUGCAUGAAAAUCAACAACGAUCUAUUUAAAGUAUUCAAGCAAAAGAUGAAGACGAUCCUUGUCGUGUUCGCCUUGAUCCAAACAGUACACAACUUGAUGGUUCCGAGCGAUCGAAUACCUGCCUAUGUGGCGACUACUGCGUAUCGUAUUACUACCAAGAAAAGCAGAAAUACGCCUGGAGUUGCGGCUGUUUGCUUGAUCCCGGAUCUGUAUCGGAGCUGGACAGUUGCACGCACGAUGGCA